Messenger RNA from Saccoglossus kowalevskii, 1113 nucleotides. RefSeq names its product neuropeptides capa receptor-like. Gene Ontology annotation, molecular function: G protein-coupled receptor activity. NCBI's taxonomy places the organism in Eukaryota, Metazoa, Hemichordata, Enteropneusta, Harrimaniidae. Gene Ontology annotation, cellular component: plasma membrane. The record is from RefSeq and is a predicted model, not a curated record. Gene Ontology annotation, biological process: G protein-coupled receptor signaling pathway.
CAUCAGUCCGAUUCACCGUCUAACUCGACAUCCAGAAGGCCUAUUUUGAAGAUUUACAAAAUCAUUAUUUACGGACGCCAGGAAUUCGAGUUGCAUGAGGACUACUACGUGUUGACAGGCGACUCACAAACGAUUGCAUUGAAAAUGUCCGCCAAUAUGACUACUCCAGCGUCGGCCUUACAAGCCAAUAUUACCGGAAAUAAUUCUGCCAACGACACGAGCCACGGAUAUCGACUGAAUAUGUGGGCAAAUUAUCCGGCCGUGCCACCGCUGCUGACUUUCCUGUGGGCAGUCUUAAUGAUUGUCGGAGUUGUUGGAAAUUUAGGUUUCAUCUAUGUACCCGGGGAAAUUCGAAACUUGUACUAUUACGCAGAUGACAGUCUGUGGCUCAAUAAAGGCUAUUGUAUUGUGAUGAACACCAUCUCCAGUCCGUGCCAGUAUGCAUCACUGUUCACCAUGACUGUCAUCGCUUUCGAGAGAUACUUCGCAAUAUGCCGACCUUUCAAGAUGAGCGGAGUAACAAAUAAAAAAGGAAGAGCCUUUCGCUUCAUUGCCUUCAUUUGGAUCAUGGGUAUCAUUGUCUCGGUGCCGACUUAUUUAACUUGCAAUCAAAAUAUCAGCCAAAGCCAAAACAAAAACUUGUUAAUUGCGCUGUUUGUCAUCAGAUUGAUAACAUUUGUACCCUCGAUGGUACUCGUGGCGGUUCUCUACAUACAAGUGGGAAGAGCGUUGACGGAAAGGACGAACAAAGGAAGUGGUAAAGACGAGCAGGUUCGCAACGAACGCAAACAGGUGGUUCGUAUGCUCGUGGUUACUGCAGUCGUAUUCUUUCUGUGUAUGAUUCCGACGCAGGUAUAUACUCUAAUCACCACGAUGUCUGUGUUUGGAAUCACUAAAUAUCCUACAUUUAACGUGGGCUUGUCUAUGUUUGCUAUAAACAAGACCCUGAUGUACAUCAACUCAGCCGCCAAUCCCAUCAUAUAUAAUGCUAUGAGCUCCAAAUACCGGGUGGCAUUCAAAGAAGCACUUGGCCCUCUUUGCUGUUGCGUGGAACAGCGGUCGAAACAGAAAUAUUACUACGAUACAAGCAACCACACCAUGGUAACAAUGUAA